AUGUCAGUUGAGUCGUUGUAUGUCGCUGUGAUUCUUUCGGAGAUGUUCCAAAACUUUCGAAGGCAGCAGGAGGUGGUGGAACACCCAAAGAAAAGGCUCGGUGUUGAUGUCCGCAAAGGCACUGGUUAUGUGGCUCUGUCGGACUUGCCAGAUGAUGAAGAGGUCAGAAAGGGAACAGGUUUCCUACACCCCUCAGACUUGCCUGAUAGUGAUGAUGAAGAAGAGGUCCGCAAAGGCACUGGUUAUGUGGCUCUGUCGGACUUGCCAGAUGAUGAAGAGGACUUGCCUUCAAGAUCGGUCUCAAUUCAGGCAGAGGGAGAACAAGGCCAGCCCAAACCAAAAGUGCGCCAAGACACUGGCAGCGUCUCAAUGUCCGAGCUGGGAGAACUUGAGGAGGGUUCUGUGAGCUUCAACUUGACAUCGAAGGCUGGACAAAGCAGUGGAGAACCAAAAGAAAAGGUUCGCAAAGGCACGGGCUUUGUCAGUCUGUCGGACUUGCCACCUUCUGACGAUGAGGAUGUGGCCCCAAGUGUGUCCUUCCAGGUCAAUGAAGGUGGUGGGCGGCCAAAAGCCAAAGCAGCAGUUCGUAAGGGCACUGGCUUUGUGGAUGCUUCCGAAAUACUUGACGAAGAGGAAGAUGAGGAUAAUCGUGUGAAAUUUGAGGCAGGAACUGACACCGGAGAAGCGAAAGUGCAAAAGGUGAAGAAGGCCCGUCGCGACACGGGUUUUGUCAGCCAUUCCGACAUCCCAGACGAGGAAGAAGCGGUCACCGCCGAUGCGGUGCUGAAAGGCUCCAAACAGAAGGCGAAAGGUGCUGUCUUCGUGGAUCCCAACGACCUGCCAGAUGAUGCGGAGGACGGCGUGAGAUUCAAUCUGCCUGCCGAAGCUAAGACGGCUAAGACCAAGCCAGUUGGGCCCAAGGUCAAGGCACGUCGAGGAACCGGCUUCGUGCAGGAGUCAGAGCUCGAGGACGCUGACGCAGUGAGCUUCUUGCCCUCCAGCGGAUCGCCACCUGGAAAGGCCAAGAAAGGCACUGGCUUUGUAAAUCUUGCAGAUUUACCUCCUUCCGACGAUGAGGAUGAUGCCGCCGCCAGGGUGUCCUUCCAGGUUGAUGAAGGCAGCGUGAAACCAAAAGCGAAGAAAGCAGUACGCAAGGGCACUGGCUUUGUCGAUGCUUCCGAAAUACUUGACGAAGAAGAGGAAGAUGAGGAGCAACGUGUGAAAUUUGCAGCAGGAACUGAUGGAGAGGUAAAGGCCAAGGUGAAGAAGGCGCGUCGAGGAACCGGCUUCGUGCAGGAGUCAGAGUUGCCGCCGGAUGACAGCCAGGAGGGUUCUGUCAGCUUUGACUUGCCAGCCCAGGCGAAGCAAACCAGCGAAAUGCCAAAGGCAAAGGUCCGCAAAGGCACUGGCUUCGUAAAUGUUGCGGACUUGCCUGUUUCCGACGACGAGGAGGAGGUUACCACUCGCCCGUCCUUGAAGGCGAAGAAAAGUGGCGCUGCCGUGGUGAGUCCCAAUGACUUGCCACCAGAUGAGGAUGAAGAUGCGGAGGCGCCUCGAGGAACCGGACUUGAGGAGGCGUCUGUGAGCUUCGACUUGCCUGUCCAGGCCAAGCAGAGCAGUGAACCCAAAGCAAAGGUCCGUAAAGGCACUGGCUUCGUCAAUGCUGGAGACUUGCCUGUUUCCGACGAGGAGGAGGAGGAGGUUACCAGAAGCGCAUCCUUCCAGGCCAGAAAGGGUGGAGCUGUUGUGGUGAAUACAAAUGAUUUGCCACCAGAUGACGACGAGGAAACGGAGGAACGAGGCGUGAGAUUCAACACGGCCAGCAAGGCUGAAACAGCGCAACCCAAGGCCAAGGCACGUCGAGGCACUGGCUUCGUGCCAGAGUCCGAGCUGCCGGACGACGACGAGGAGUUCGAAGACGACUUCGAAGAGGAGUCAGGAGGUGAAGAGAGUCCCUAG
Messenger RNA from Cladocopium goreaui, 1959 nucleotides. Lineage: Eukaryota; Dinophyceae; Suessiales; Symbiodiniaceae. The record is from the annotation of a GenBank genome assembly.